AGUGUCAGAUGUCAUGGUCUGCCUCUGCCACAAAAAUAAUAUUAAAAAAAAGAUAAGAAAUGAUUCAUAUUUUUGUUUGUUGAUGCAUAGUAGACUUCAUACCUAAAAAGAAAUUGUGCAUGUCUAAUCUCGAUCAAAGUGAGAGUGACUUUGAAGCCGUCUCCGAAACAACAAGACUUAUGGACGGUCAUGUUGCUACACAUAGCGGUAAUUCAUCGUCAGAUUUAAACCAUGGACAAGAUGUACCAAGGAAAAGGAGUAGGCGUUCUGAAAAUGUUGAACAAAGGCCUGAGAGUACUAAUCGAGGCGAAGGAGGGCAUGGAGAUUAUGUUAUUCCAUCUUCAGCAGGUGCCAUGAGUUUAGAUGAUGAAGAAGAGUUAAAAUAUGGAGCAAAACAUGUCAUCAAAUUAUUUGCUCCAGUAUCACUUUGCAUGGUGGUGGUAGUAGCUACCAUCAGUGCAGUGAAUUUUUAUUCUGUUAAGGAUAUGUACUUGGUAUAUACUCCUUUUCAUGAAGAAAGUUCAGAACUGGGUACCAAGGCUUGGAAUGCUGCAGCCAAUGCCAUGAUUUUAAUGGCAGUAAUAGUGCUAAUGACUGUACUGCUUAUAGUUUUAUACAAAUAUAGAUGCUACAAGACUAUACAUGCUUGGCUCAUUGUAUCUUCAUUAAUGCUCCUUUCUAUUUUUUCAUAUUUAUAUUUAGAAGAAAUUUUAAGAGCUUACAAUAUCCCAAUGGAUUAUCCUACUUUAGCGUUUCUAAUGUGGAAUUUUGGAGUGAUGGGAAUGAUAGUGAUACAUUGGUUAGGUCCAUUAAAAUUACAACAAGCUUACCUGAUAUUUGUUGCUGCUCUCAUGGCCUUAGUAUUUAUUAAGUAUUUGCCAGAAUGGACAACAUGGACAGUUUUGGCAGUUAUAUCAGUAUGGGAUUUAGUUGCAGUAUUAUUACCUAAGGGACCCUUGAGGAUAUUGGUAGAAACAGCGCAAGAAAGAAAUGAGCAAAUAUUUCCAGCUUUGAUUUAUUCGUCUACAUUUAUGUAUACCUAUACAAGCAUGGCUACAGGAGAUGUUCCAAGCGUUCCAAGGUCAGACAGCGAGGAUCAUGGAUUUACACAAGACUGGGUAGCGAAUCGCGCCAAUAGAGUGGCACAAAGACGGUUAGACGUAGAUAGUGAACCAAGUAGAGUGGCACAAAGACAGUUAGAAGUACAUAGUGACCCAAGUGGUCAACCGCGCACACAAAUUCAUCAAGAUCCGGAAGAACGUGGAGUCAAAUUAGGUUUGGGCGAUUUUAUAUUCUACAGUGUACUUGUUGGAAAAGCGUCCUCAUAUGGAGACUGGAAUACAACAUUAGCAUGUUUUGUAGCCAUUUUAAUUGGGUUAUGUUUGACGCUGCUACUGCUAGCUAUAUUCAAGAAAGCUCUACCGGCACUGCCAAUUUCCAUUACUUUUGGUCUGAUUUUUUACUUCGCCACCAAAGAAAUCGUUAGCCCAUUUACGGAUAGUUUGUCUAACGAGCAGAUAUUUAUAUAAACGUUACAUUCCAAGGUUCACAUGUAACUUAAGCUUUAAAACUUUUCCAAAUAUUUUUACAAUGUUUGUUCCUAGUUUUUCUUAGUAAUCCAUAAAACUGGUUGACUUAUUUUGUGAUAAUUAUAAAACUAUUAACAAUCGAGAUAAAAAUACUUUUUUUAACAAUCAAGAUAGGGAAUAGUAUUAAGAAAUCUCUAUACUGAUAUUCACCAAAUCAAUUAAAAUUUUUUUUAGAG
Diabrotica balteata is the source of this 1765-nucleotide messenger RNA. The record is from the annotation of a GenBank genome assembly. Lineage: Eukaryota; Metazoa; Arthropoda; Insecta; Coleoptera; Chrysomelidae.